UCGUGCGCGCGCGCGCGCGUGCAUGCGCACAUGCACGUGCACCUUCUCGCUAUAAAAGGGACGCGAGCCGAGAGGAAUUGGCUUCAGAAGAGGGAGGCGCACGGACAACGCCGACGAGAGAGAGAGAGACGACCCCACCUACCCACCAGCACCACCACCAGCAAAACAGCCGUCGCAUCUCUUCGCUGCACGCGCUCGAGGAUGAUGAGUUGCUUUGCCGGAACGCGGGGCUCCGCUCGCGUGUGGCUCUGCGCGGUCGCUCUGUGCCUGCUGGCGAGCGCGUGUGCUCGUGGCGCGGCCGCCUUCCCCAACAAGCCCGACAGCCCCGGGGAGGACGCCCCCGCGGAGGAUCUGGCCCGGUACCUGUCUGCCGUGCGCCACUACAUCAACCUCAUCACCCGGCAACGGUAUGGAAAGAGGGCACUGACCGAGCCCUACGUCCCAGAGUUUAUAUUUCAAGAAAAUCGUGGUGAUAGGAGCAGCAACCCAAGAUUUGACAGCGUGACCAUGUGGUGAUUUGGUUAGAAUUGAAGAUGCCCGUCAACUCUUCAUCCACCUCCCCUCUCCUCCUCCUACCCAUCGAGCCCCCCAAACCCCACCCCUCCAUUCACACCCCCCCCCCAUUCCUCCUCACCCCUCCCCAGCCCCCCACCCCCCAAUCCACUGCACCUCCCAAUUGACCCCCAACCCCCCAUUCACCCCCCUAACUCCCCCCCUCUUCUCUCCAUCGCCCCGUAAACCCCCAUCCACCCCCCCCUCCUCAUCCCCAUCGCCCCCCACAAUGGAUAAGUCAGAAGUUCCAUCACGCUCUGCCAUUUGAAAACAACCAUCGGGUCUGCCUCGAUUAGGCAAUUAAAAAAUAAAAACCCCUUCUGUUGAAAUGCAUGAACCUGUCCCGUACGUUGUGUUGCCCUGGAUGGUUAUACGAUUACAAAAAAAAGGAAGGAAAAAAAUUGACAAACACACAAAAAAUUCACAAAACACGCGUUGGUUUGUUUUUGCGCCGUGUACAUAUUGAGCAUCGCGUCGUAGUUUGUGUCUUAUUCGGCGUGUUGAAAUGUGUAAUGUGGGAGAUGUUAUUCGCGGAUCGGAUUAGUCCUAAGAAAAAAAAAUCAAAGUACGUUUUCGAUGUAG
This is a messenger RNA of Lethenteron reissneri (Far Eastern brook lamprey), 1134 nucleotides long. RefSeq names its product neuropeptide Y. Lineage: Eukaryota; Metazoa; Chordata; Hyperoartia; Petromyzontiformes; Petromyzontidae. Gene Ontology annotation, cellular component: extracellular region. The record is from RefSeq and is a predicted model, not a curated record. Gene Ontology annotation, biological process: neuropeptide signaling pathway; feeding behavior. Gene Ontology annotation, molecular function: neuropeptide hormone activity; neuropeptide Y receptor binding.